Molecule: messenger RNA, 2190 nt
Organism: Talaromyces atroroseus
Lineage: Eukaryota; Fungi; Ascomycota; Eurotiomycetes; Eurotiales; Trichocomaceae
Exons: 3
Coding region: 1-2190 (729 amino acids)
Molecular function (GO): oxidoreductase activity, acting on NAD(P)H
Source: RefSeq, a predicted model, not a curated record
AUGGCGGCUAAAUUAGAUGUUCCAACAAUCCAGCGAGCAGUCAUACAAGCUGAAGAACCAGGCUCACUUACCCUAUGUCACAAUCGAGGUCUUCCUAGCGUUCUGCCAGGCCAAGUGCUCGUCAAGACAGCAGCAGUGGCUCUAAACCCAUGUGACUGGAAAAUGCCCACCAAUUUCCCAUGUCCUGGUGCAGGUGUUGGUUCGGACUAUGCAGGCACCGUCAUUGCCUUGGGCGACAGCGUAGACAGGUCUUUUCUUAAGAUAGGCGACCGGGUAGCAGGAGCCGUGCAUGCGUCGAACCGUCUAGAUCCUCAGUCUGGCGCGUUUGCAGAAUACAUCGCAGUGUGGGCAGACCAACUGUGGAGAGUACCGGAUGAUAUGGCCUGGGACGAAGCUGCUGCCAUUGGAUGGUGCGUCGUUGGCACAGUGGGAUUGACUAUAUUUCGAACGCUGGCAUUGCCUGGAUGCCCCGAGGAGCCGACCAAGAAAUCUGAAUCGGGGUAUCGGGUCAUCACGACAUGUUCGCCUAAAAACUUUGGUCUAGUUGAGCAAUACGGCGCCGAUCGAGCGUUUGACUACCAUUCUCCAACUUGCGCAGAAGACAUUCGCACAUACACUCGGAAUUCCUUGCGGUAUGUCAUCGAUAUCAUCGCCGAGGCUAGAACGCUCAAGCUAUGUUACGCGGCGAUUGGUCGAGCUGGGGGCCAUUAUGUGGGUUUCGAGCUCAUUCCGAAGGAUCUAAUCGCCGAUAUGAGAAAGACAAUCAAGGCUGACUGGGUCCUGGGAAUUCGCAUGUCAGGGGCAGAGAUUGCCCUGGACAAAGGAUACGGCAGCGAUCCCGAUCCCGAGCUGCGGGCAUGGGGAUGUGAUCUAUUCAAGCGCCUCGAGACCAUUUUACGAGCGAGGAAGAUUCGCUCGCAUCCGCGCCUAGUCAGUCACAGUGGCCUUGACGGUGUAAUCAGUGGCGUUCAACGGAUGCGACGGCGAGAGAUCUCCGGUCAGAAGUUGGUCUAUCUUUUCGAGUCCAAGAUUCCCGCUCCACCAAAAACCUCACAGCCAUUCAGUGCAUCCAUAACGGCCAGCUCUGGGAGUCAGACAAGAAUCUUACCAGAAAGACAAACAGCACUCAAGAUUCAGGGACCAGGGCAGAUUACUUUACAAACGUCAUGUUCGCUGCCUUCUUUGCGGGUAGGUGAGGUUUUGGUCCGAGUAAUCUGCGUUGCUGUGAACCCUGAAGACUGGAAAUCUGCUGAUAUGUCGCCUGCUGUGGGUGCCACGUCCGGUUGUGACUUUGCGGGAGUGAUUGUCAAGGUCGGUCAGGAGGUGAAGGAAACACUUUGUGUAGACGACCGGGUUUGUGGUUUCGUUUUUGGAAACAACCCUGACAGGCAUGAUAAUGGAUCAUUCGCCGAAUAUGUCGCUGCUGCUGCCGACCUGAUAUGGAAAAUACCUCCACAGACGUCGUUUGAGGCAGCAUCGACCUUGGGGGUUGGCGUUGGAACGGUGGGAAUGGCAUUGUACAGUACGCUUCAGCUGCCUUUACCCAUGUGGCCACCGCGACCUCCUCCCACAAGUGAGACGCCAGAAUAUGUAUUGGUGUAUGGUGGAGGAACUGCGACUGGCGGCCUUGCAAUACAAAUGAUUCGAAUGUCUGGCAUGAUCCCAAUCACCACUUGUGCACCGCAUAAUUUCGAUCGAGUCAAGUCCCUUGGAUCUGCUAUGGCGUUCGAUUACAAUACCCCUUCUUGUGGGGUAGAUAUUCGGACGUAUACAAAAGGAACCCUGAAAUUUGCCUUUGACUGCAUCAGCUACACGGAAUCCAUGAAAAUCUGCUACAACGCUAUGGGAAACAGGGGAGGGAAGUAUAUUGCUCUGGAUCAUUUUCCGACACGAGCUCAUACCCGUCGAGACAUUCACCCAGACUGGAUGCUGCUGUUUACCAUUUUCAACAGCCCCAUCAACUGGAAGGAACCUUAUUACCGCGAAGCCAGGCCACAGGACCGUGAAUUCGGCGAGAAGUGGUUCCGACUCACGCAGGAGUUACUGGACGCAGGAGCAAUUGUGCCACCUCAACAUGAGCGAAGCAUUGGUGGGCUUCUCGGGGUAAUUGAUGGAAUAGACAUGGUGCGUAAGGGUCGACACAAUGGUGUCAAGCUGGUCUAUCAGAUCAAUGAGCCCGAUAUGGAGUAA